UUCUGUCACAUCGUUACCAGGGGCUGUAGAUCUUCUUUGAACAACAACAUAAUAACAGACACUGAAGCGGAGAGCUCAGCUCCACCACAGUAUAACAUUAAGGUACCAUUGCUGAACUUUAUUUGUCAAUCUUGGUUAACUUAGACUGCACGGAAAUGGAGGGUUGCGCCAGAAGCUGCUGCAGAAAAACCCGAGGUUUCUUUAAAAGGAAAAGCAAUGUGUUAACCUUCUCAACCAUAGUCGCUGUUCUCCUGGGCGUUGGUUUGGGAACAAUUCUGAAGACAUACGCCCAUCUAUCGGACCUUGACCAAAGCUACCUAGCCUUUCCAGGAGAAAUACUCAUCCGAAUGCUUCACUUGGUUACCGUUCCUCUCAUUGUGUCAGGUGUGAUAAUAGAAAUCUGUACUCAGAGUGUUGGCACGUCAAGAAAAAUCUGUGUACGUGCAGCAGUAUACUUUGUCUCAACCACUCUUCUGUCUGUUACUACAGGAUUAAUAUUGGCAAUGUUGAUCAAGCCUGGGGUCAGUCAGAAUGCUGCAACACACCAUGAUGAUGAUGAUGAUGAUGAAACCUUCGACACAGUCGAUGCCUUGAUGGAUCUAGUAAGGAACAUGGUGCCAAAUAAUCUGAUUCGGGCUACCUAUCAACAGUACAAGACUCGGAAAGUGGAGGUUGAAAUUGAAGCAGAUUCGGACAAUUCUAACCUGGAAAUGAAAAGAACAGAAAUUCGUCUGGUGGGUAAAAACAUUGAAGGACUCAAUAGUUUGGGUCUGAUUGUCUGGUCUAUUAUUUUUGGACGGGGCCUCAGGAGGAUGGGAGAAAGAGGGAAACUUUUCGUGGAUAUCCUGAUCGCCCUCAACAAGGCCAUCAGACAUGUAGUCAAAAUGGUAAUAGGCUUCUUGCCUGUCGGAGUGCUGUUCAUGACUGCAAGCUAUGUUGUUGAGGUUGGGGAGAACUGGCAGACACUCUUAAAACUCGUAAAAUUCACGGCAGUGGUCAUUAGUGGGCUUGCCAUCCAUGGAGCAGUAGUUCUACCACUGAUCUAUCUCCUGUGUGUGAGACGAAACCCCUUUCCUUUCAUGAAGGGGAUUUUGCCUGCCUUACAGGACACCCUGUUCAUCUCGCGUAGGUAUGCGGCCCCGCAGACUGAAAAAUGUUGUGAGCAAGUAAACAUGAUUGACAGAAGAAUCACGCGCUUCAUGCUGCCGAUUGGGAUCAACGUCAACAUGGACGGAACAACCCUUUAUGAAGUGUCGGCGGCAGUUUUCAUCGCCCAACUCAAUACCAUCACUCUGAACUGGAGCUUGUUAGUUACACUUGGGAGCUGGCGAGUGAAAUGGAAAGGAUUUGAGGACAUCUACAGGCUGACUGUGGUGGUAGCAGUGUCCACUGUAGGAGAAGCCGGGAUCCCAGCGACAGGAACAGUCAUCACUCUCUUCAUUUUGACAGUCGUCGGGAUUCCUGCGAGGGACGCUUCCCUUUUGUUGGUCAUAGAAUCAUUGCUAGAUCGCUGCAACACUUCUGUCAGCUUAGUGAGCGACUGCAUUGGUGUGGCGGUUGUUGAGCAUCUGUCAAGAAAAGAACUGGAGCAAAUGGACGAGCAAGGACAGGACAUGGCGAGAUUGGACAUGGAGUUGACCCAAGUCCAGGUCCAUACCAGCAGCCAAGUCCUUCGACACAGCAGAAAGUCAACUGCUCCAAGAAAGCAGCUGAAGAUCAAGCACAUGUAGCUUCAGCUCAGCAUGAACAGGGCAGACCUGAGAGUGCCAAAAAUGUACUUUCUCUUUGAAUUGUUUGCUAUUACAUUUUCAAAAUUGUUUGCAUUUUAUACUGAAUGAACCUGUUUAAAAUUA
This is a messenger RNA of Micropterus dolomieu (smallmouth bass), 1853 nucleotides long. RefSeq names its product excitatory amino acid transporter 3-like. Gene Ontology annotation, cellular component: plasma membrane. Gene Ontology annotation, molecular function: L-cysteine transmembrane transporter activity; L-glutamate transmembrane transporter activity; glutamate:sodium symporter activity. The record is from RefSeq and is a predicted model, not a curated record. Gene Ontology annotation, biological process: L-glutamate transmembrane transport. The coding region runs from base 156 to 1730 and encodes 524 amino acids. Lineage: Eukaryota; Metazoa; Chordata; Actinopteri; Centrarchiformes; Centrarchidae. The transcript is spliced from 15 exons.